Molecule: messenger RNA, 1239 nt
Organism: Thermochaetoides thermophila DSM 1495
Lineage: Eukaryota; Fungi; Ascomycota; Sordariomycetes; Sordariales; Chaetomiaceae
Exons: 1
Coding region: 1-1239 (412 amino acids)
Biological process (GO): mitochondrial respiratory chain complex IV assembly; protein insertion into mitochondrial inner membrane from matrix
Cellular component (GO): mitochondrial inner membrane
Molecular function (GO): membrane insertase activity
Source: RefSeq, a predicted model, not a curated record
AUGAUAGCCCGUGCCCGACUGAGGGUGCGCCCCCGGGCCAUCCCAUCCCGUCACCUCUUACCGAUCGUAUCGCCCUCCUCUUUUCGAUACUACAGUUCCCUUUUUGCAGCCUACAAGUCCUCCAAUUCACACAAGCGCAUAAGUCUCACACCCUCCUCACACUUAAUCCUCCCCCGGACUCAAAACCGCACCUUAACAAUCCUCCCCCUCCUCGACCAAGCCGUCACCCUCGCCCACACAACCCUCACUACGCUCCACACGGCAACCGGUACCCCCUGGUACCUCACCAUCCCCCUCUUCUCUCUCUCUAUUAACCUCCUUACACGCCUCCCGGCAACCCUUUACUCCCACCAGCUAACCAUCCGCCGCGCCAAACUAAUCCCCCUCCUUCGCGCGUGGGGGGCGGCUGUGGGAAGGGUGCUUGCCAGCAAUCCUCCUCCUGCUACACAAGGAGUGAUGCUGAAGAGGGAGGCGUUUAUGGUUAGGUAUGCGAAGAUGGUGAGACAGGUUGAGAAGGAGGUGUAUCAGAGAUGGGGGGUGCAAGGGUGGCGGUUUUGGGUACCGAGUUUGGCUGUUUUCCCCGUGUGGCUGGUAGGGAUUGAGGCGUUGAGGAGGAUGUGUGGUGGGCCGAGGGGGUUGGUGGGGAGUUUGAUUUUGGGGUUUGGGAGGGAGGAAGCUGGUGUGGCUGGUGCUGCCGCCGGGAGUACAGCGACGACGGCUGAGUCUGCUGCUACAGCGUCACGGAACGCCGUCGAUGCCGCGGUCACGGCAGACCCAAGCACCUUAAUCCCCUGGGCCGACCCAACAAUGACAACCGAAGGCGCUCUCUGGUUCACCAACCUGACCGUCGCCGACCCCUACCACAUCCUGCCCCUUGCCCUCUCCGCCGUCCUCAUAGGCAACAUGCUCCCGCGCAACACCUCCGGCCUGCGCACGCUCUUCCACACGAACCUCACUCCCAGCGAACAAAGCUCCCUGACCGGUCCCGCGGGAAGGGCCCUGCGCUGGCGCCUGCGGUUAAGGAGAACGUUGCUGGUGUUUGCAGCAGCCGUGGGGCCGCUGACGAUGGAUUUGCCUGCGGCGCUGCAUUUGUAUUGGUUGUCGUCGGCGGCGUUGACGUGGGCUGAGACGAGUUUGCUGGCAUGGUGGCGACCGAUUCCAAAGGCUCCCAGUCCGGCGAGGAAGGAUACGGCUGUUGUGGUGAGGCCGUUGAGGGAUGGGAGGGUUAUGGUUGAAUAG